CACAAGCUUAGAAAAUUGAGAAAAACAUACACAAAUACAGUGCCUUAUAGGAGGUGGUUGUGUACUAAGAGACAAGAAAUUGGCUGCUCCAACGCAUUAUUCUUUGAAUCUAGAACUGCGCCUGACCACUGUUCACUAAAGCUUAGAAGCUUAAGUCUCACGGGCCUCUUGCAAGCUGCCUUUUUAUUGUUCCAUUCUGACCAACCUGUUAUAUUCACCUAACUCUAUCUUUUUAAUUGAAACCAAAAGGCUAUAUUGUGAGUCUCUAUUAUGAGCUCGCUUUUCGGAAACCUUGGGAGCGGUCCCUCGGACGCCAAACCAACAUUAGGCCAGCCCGCAAGCCUUUUCUCUGCGACCAAUACUACCAAUUCGUUCGCGAAUCCCCCCAUGGCGAAUACCAAUGCAUCCUUGUUCGGAUCUCAGCCACAAGCUCAACAGCCAACUGCUCAGCCUUCAGUGUUCGGUGCGAGUCAACAGCAUUUAAAUGGAGGGCAAGCACGGCAAAGCAGUCAGAACACUCAGCCUGCCUUCUUCAACAGCUUGCUGGAGCGUGGGAAGAAACGGCCGAUCUCUUCGACAGGAUUGGAUGAUUUUGAGGGUUUGCCCAGCCUUCAACUCGGACUGGAUGAUAUCCGAAGAAAAGCCAGGGAACUGAGAACUGGUGGGCUGAAGGAUUCCCAGCAAGCCACCACAAACGGUAAAGCGCACUAUCUGCUUGCUGCCUCGGGUGUAUCACCGGGGCGUGCCCUGCAUGAUUUGAGAACACUAGACCCUCGCGCAUCGGUAGCGUUUCCUCGCGGCAAAGAACAAGAGAGCUUUGAUCCAGACAACCAGAAAUUCUUGAGAAAUAUUCAGCAACGCGGUCGACAGGUGAUGGUCGCUGAGGGCCUUGCCCGUGCACAGAAGGAUUUUGAUCUAUUUCUGGAGGAAAAAGUAGACUUGGACUGGGAAGAACAACGGCAGAAAAUCUUCCGUCAUUUUGGCCUCGUGCAGAAAGAUAACCGUCCUAGUGAUAAACUGGGAGCUACGACAAAAGGGUCAUUUGGCAGAUCCACAAAAGAUCAGAAACGCUCUUCCCAAGGAGUGGCACCAGGCUCUGGUAGAAGUGUUUUUGGACGGUCUGCUUUGGGAAAGUCCGUUAUUGGCACUCCUGGGGCCGGUCUUUCGGGCUCUCAGUUCUCUGAGGAACCCAGCGAACGUGCGGAUGGCCCUGCUGCCCACUCUCCGGACUCCCAUUACCUGAGAGAGAAAAUGGGCUACUAUGCAGACAAGGUUCAACGUUUGAAUUCAGCAAGACUCCAAGGUCAUACAUUCCCCGUUCUUCACGAGUUUUCUGAUGUAGAAAAACAUGCUGGUGGUGAUGCUCCUCGGCAACUCUUUGAUGCAUACCAGGCCAUCAUCAGCAUGAUAGAUGAACGGAAUGGUACUAUGAAUAACCCAUACCCUAAUCCUCUUAAGGAGAGACAGUUCCGUGAUGGGUAUCUUAACGAAGUUUCAAACUCCGUCGAAUCAAUCAACCUUCGCAAAAGAAUUGUCGACGGCUCCAGGUCAUUUCUCGAGAGGCUUUUCUACAGCGAAGUUGAAAGCAUUGUUACCAAAAACCCGCGCGAAGCGCAACUCGGUGGUAUACCUACAGUUAUCAACAAGAUCCGUGCAUAUAUCCGUAUUCGAGCUGCUCGCAAAGACCUUGCUCCUGAUGGAACGGAGCUGCAAGUUGUCGGGCAGGACUAUUGCUGGAUUCUUAUUUUCUACCUCUUGCGAUGUGGGUUUGUGACCGAAGCGGCGGAGUAUGUCAGCCAGGACCCUGGUUUCCGGUCACUCGACCACAAGUUUGUCACUUACAUGACAACCUACGCUCAGAAUAGGAAGUUGCCGAGGGAUUUACAACAGAAAAUUAAUGGCGAGUAUCAACAACGUUCUCGAAAUGCGCCUGAAAACACAAUUGAUCCUUACAGAAUGGCCUGCUACAAGAUCAUUGGGCGUUGUGAUCUUGGCCGUCGUCGUCUUGAUGGUAUCAAUCAAAGUGUUGAAGAUUGGAUGUGGCUCCAGUUCAGUCUUGCAAGGGAGGAUGACCGCUCUGAAGAGAUUUCGGGUGACAUCUUUGGUCUUGAGGACAUUCAAACUGACAUCACAGAAAUCGGCCAGCGUGUAUUCACCAAGGGACAGGAAGGGCCUGGCGGUUAUGGGACUUACUUCCUUCUGCAGGUUCUCGGGGGAAUGUUUGAACAGGCCGUCUCCUAUCUCGGUUCCUAUGCACCAGUUAGCGCUGUUCAUUUUGCGAUUGCUCUGUCUUACUAUGGGCUGCUGCGUGUAUCGGAUUUCCAUACCUCUGGUGAAGAGAUUUUAUCGUACACCGUCAAACAGUAUCCUCAAAUCAAUUUCGGAUACCUCAUUACUCAGUAUACUCAAGAUUUCCGCACCGGAUUUGUCGAGGCCGCAGUCGAUUAUUUCAUUCUUAUCUGUCUCAAUUCUGAUCUUCCUGGCUCCAUCGGCAAGUCUCACGCUUCUGUGUGUCACGAAGCUCUGAGGGAAUUCAUUUUGGAAACAAGGAGCUUUGCGAAACUGCUGGGUGAUAUCCGAAGUGAUGGAAUGAGAAUCAAAGGGGCUAUUGAGCAGCGUCUUGGCCUGAUCAAGCUAAUUGAUCAGGAAGAAUUUUUAAAGACCAUCACAGUGCAGGCCGCUGCUGUAGCAGACGACAAGGGUCUUACAGCCGACGCGGUCCUUCUGUACCAUCUUGCUGAGGAUUACGACCGGGUUAUCAUCAUUAUUAAUCGAUCUUUAUCCGAUGCCGCUGCUGUUGAAAUCGGAGGCCCGGCCUGGAAACUGCAACCAUUGCGUCCGAGAACGAAUGAAGCGCCCUAUGACCACGGCUCUGGACAACUAGGCCAAGUUGAACCAGGAAGCAGUCUCAGCUUAACCUCGGUGGAAGAUCCGGUGGUCUUGGCCCGGAAUAUGAUCAGUCUAUAUAAUUCAAAUGCGCUGUACUAUCAACGUAUCCGUCAAGUCAACCGUGAUGCUUGUGGCGUGCUGCUCCGAAUGAUGGAGGCCAAGACUGAACUUGAAGCUGGAAAGUGGACAGCAGCUCUUGAUGCUAUUAAUGAGCUAAACAUCCUACCUCUACGCGCAAAGGGUUCCGUGCCGUAUAUUAGGGGUGCGGCCCAAGCCUUUGCCUCCCUUCCUCAGGUCAUUUCGCGCAAUGUUGGAAACGUAAUCAUGUGGAGUAUCACAUGCAUUGGCUAUGAAAGACAGCGACUGGCAUCGGGAGCCUAUGAAAAUGAGAUUACGCAAAGUCUCGCAGACGAGUUGCUUGUCAUGGGCAAAGAUCUUAUGGUGUUCGCCGGCAUGGUCAAGUACAAAUUGCAGCCAAGGGUUUAUGAGACUCUCGCUCGUGCUGGGGCAGAAAUUGGCGUGCAUUGAUUCAUGCAGAUUGGUCCAUAUUAUUCCAGGGGAUGGCAUAUGAUCUAGCAUUCUUUCUUUUAUCUUAUUGAUUAAUCAUUUUAUUGGUCAAUAGACACCUUCCUUCCAUGCUUCCAUGGAGACCUUUUUGCCUCGAUAGUCUUGAAAUUGACCACAUAAAUUGAAAUCUCGCAGACUCGCCAAAUAGUGGCCUGCGGUAUUCUAGUUUUGACGCAGAAGGUAAAACAAACAGGU
Molecule: messenger RNA, 3651 nt
Organism: Penicilliopsis zonata CBS 506.65
Lineage: Eukaryota; Fungi; Ascomycota; Eurotiomycetes; Eurotiales; Aspergillaceae
Exons: 5
Coding region: 271-3417 (1048 amino acids)
Biological process (GO): protein import into nucleus; poly(A)+ mRNA export from nucleus
Cellular component (GO): nuclear pore
Molecular function (GO): structural constituent of nuclear pore
Source: RefSeq, a predicted model, not a curated record